AUGAAUUUUGGUUACAGAAGGCGAAAUCUCUGGCUGAGGAAUCGACGGCGGAUACUAAUCGGGUUCUUUGUCCUUGGAGUGCUGGCUCUGCUUGGAAGUUACCUGACGCCGGGCAAGCGGAGAACAGAUCCCACGUUGCGACUUCCGAAUGAGCCGCUCAUCGUCAAGUUAUCUGGCUACGGCAGCUUCCAAGGGACGAGAGUGAUCAAGAACAGAAAGAAUAUCGUCUUCGAUGAACCUGUCAAUGCCUGGUUGGGCAUCGAGUAUUCGACGCAACCCGUUGGCAAGCAACGAUUCGGUGUUCCGGAAUGGCCGGAAGAGUUCAACGGAACGAGGAAUGCCACGCAGUAUGGGAAGGCGUGUAUGCAGAAUUGGGGCUGGAACCCGCAGCACCACACUGAAGCUUGCUUGACGUUCAACGUGUUUCGACCACAAGACAUCCCGCUCGACCAGAAGCUUCCGGUGUUCGUCUUCUUCCAUGGAGGUUCCUUCGUGGUUGGGGACGGCAAGAGUUUAGAUGGCGCAACCUUUGUAUCGAAAAGCAAAGCGCCACUCAUGGUAGUAACGGCACAAUACCGCUUGGGCGCUUUGGGAAGCUUGCCGAGCAAGCUAUUUGAAGAAGAGGGCUUGCUGAACCUAGGAAUGCGAGACCAGAGGCAACUGCUCGAGUUCCUUCAGAAGUACCUGACAGAUUUCGGGGGCGAUGCAGACCGCGUAACGAUAGGCGGCCAAAGCGCAGGAGCACACGCAGUCGGUCUCCAUCUGUUCCAUAACUACGGUGACACGGAAGGCAAGAAGCUCUUCAGUCAGGCGAUCAUCGCUUCAGGAGCACCAACCGCGCGAUCAUUUCCUGGACCUUCAUACGCACUCAACGAACGCUACUACGACGAGUUCAUGACCCAAGUUGGAUGUUCCACCAAGACGAACAGAACCAACGCCGGAUAUCUUAAAUGUCUUCGCGAAGUCCCGAUGCGCAAGCUACGUAUGGCUUCAGGGAAGAUCUACACCUCGUCAAAUUACAACAUCACAUGGCCAUGGCAGCCUAGCCAUCCAGGUCCCCUCCUAGAGAAGCCAGGCUCCCAAUCCGGCAUUGAUGGGACCUUCUUCAAGAUCCCGCUCCUCAUUACCUCGGUGACAGACGAGGGCAAGAUGUUCGCACCUAAGGAUCUCCAGUCGAACACCCAGUUCGUAGACUUCUUGGCGAACCUGCUACCCGGCCUUACCCAAUCCGAUCUCGCCGAGCUGGAAGCCCUCUACCCCGACCCAAGUGGUGGUAAAGGACCGUACGCGGAUCAUGUAGGCAGGUUCGUCAGCACGCAGUUCGAACGCAUCAGCGCCGCCUAUGGUGAUUACUCGUACAUCUGCCCAGUGCAAGAAACUGCGCAUCGACUCGCCGUUGCCGGCGCUCCCGUGUAUAAAGCACGGUUCAAUACACCCAACGGUGCGGCGCCACAUAUGGGCGUGCCACACGCGUCGGACCACGGCUACUUCAACGGGCAUGUGAAUACGCAGUUUCCCGAGAUCGCCGAGAUCUACCACAGCUACUACGCCAGCUUCGUCGUCAGCGGCGACCCGAAUACGCACAAGAGUGCAAAGGCGCCGAAGUGGGAUCGCUACUGGCAAGAAGGCAGUGCUCAGCUGGCUGUGUCGAACGCAGAGAGGGGUGGCGUGGCCAUGGAAGAAGAGAGAAAGGGCAUUCGAAUGCAAGAGUGCAAGUGGUGGAGAGAUGAGGAGCGGAUGAAGAGGCUUAACAAAUGA
Messenger RNA from Paraphaeosphaeria sporulosa, 1758 nucleotides. RefSeq names its product alpha/beta-hydrolase. The record is from RefSeq and is a predicted model, not a curated record. Lineage: Eukaryota; Fungi; Ascomycota; Dothideomycetes; Pleosporales; Didymosphaeriaceae. The transcript has a single exon. Bases 1 to 1758 code for a protein of 585 amino acids.